GGCACUGUCAGUAGAGGAUCAGGAUCUAUAUGGGGUAAUUAGUACCAUCUAGUGUCUGUUACUCCCAUACGUCCUCCUAGUAUAUGCGUAUCAUUCCACUCCAUCAGGCUAUAAUACCGCCUCGUCCCAGGCUGUCGGUGUGGUGGCCGAGGAGAGCGGCCCACUGAUUAUCUGGAAUACACUACACCCUACUCAGUUUACGUUGCUGACGACGUCACGACAUGGCGUCCGCACCGGAUCUCGAAAAACCGAGUCUUCCCUUCCCCGUUCGAAAGAAAACGCCGAGGGAAUUGACUGUGAUUCUGCCUGUGCUUGUAUUUAUGCUGGCGACGCUGGGACUGACCAGUGCCUUCAACCUGGAUACCAAUCUGGCCCGAGUGCUAACCGGACCGAACAGGACUCACUUCGGGUACUCGGUGGCUCUGUGGGCGGAUGCCAGGAACAAGUACAGGCUGGUCGUGGGGGCGCCCAAAGGAAAGAACUCCACUGAUGCAAAUGGUACAAUACCUCUCGGAAACGUACACCUGUGUGACCCCUUCGCUGCAGACUGCCCCGCUUACCUGCGACUGCCGAAGCUCUCUAGCGAAGACGCGAGCGAGCCGGCGAUUUCGGAAGGCGGUUUGCGCGCGCAAGGCAUCGGAUUCGGGGAGGCCGUUUUCGCCACGGAUUCUGCGAGCUCCAAGCUGGCGGUCUGCGCCCCCAGAUACCCGAGGAAAGCCACCUCCUACACAGCGCUUCAGCCUCGAGGAGCCUGUUUCGUGCUGCAAGAUGACAGCGGGGCGUUUGUCAAAGUCCUUCCUUAUUCUGAGGAAUGUUACUACCAUCAGGUUUGCUUCAAGAACACAAAUGUCUACACGGGAUACGCGCUACACGGCUUCAGCGUAACCAUGAGCGAGGAUCAGAGGAAUAUCUAUAUGGGAGGACCCUACGCCUUCUAUGCACAAGGUCAGAUCGCCCGCGGGAAAACGGGUGACGGGCUCGUCAACACCUUCAACAAGAAAACCUACGGCGUCGCGUCGCUGGACUACACCCUGGAGGGCUGGGCGAUCGCGAUCGGGCAGUUCGAUGGCCGCCAGUACUCCGUGGCCGCGUCGACUCCCGCCUGGAGUAACUCUAGGGGGAUGGUAUGGUUCUACAACAACCGUCUGUCUUCACGUUCCUUAGUCAGCGUGUUCGGCGAGAAAAACGGCGACAGCUUCGGCUACAGUCUGGCUGCGGGAGACGUGGAUGGCGACGGCGCGACAGAUCUCGUGGUCGGGGCGCCACUCGCUCAGGCACCCAACCAGAUGCUCGACCACGGCAGGGUGUACGUGCACUAUGCGCCGACGAACAAGGUGUCCAAGAGACCGAGAUUGGUGCUCGUCGGGAAAGAAGCCUGGGGUCGAUUUGGUCACGCGGUCAGCUGUCCCGGAGACCUUAACCAGGAUGGCUACGAUGAUGUGGCAAUCGGGGCUCCCUUUAGCGACGAGGGCGGAGUCGUGUACAUCUACAACGGCGGAGCGAACGGCUUGCGGGCUGAGUACUCGCAGAAAAUCGCCGCAUCUCAAUUCUUGGCCGGACUUCGCAGCUUCGGCUUCAGCAUCGACGGUGGCAUAGACGUCGACAGCAAUGGCCAUCCUGACUUGAUCAUCGGCUCACCGGAAUCGGACGCCGCUGUCUUCAUCCGAACUGCCCCUGUGGUGAACCUGGUGGGCAGCAUCGAGGUGGAGCCGAGAGUCAUCGCAAUGGGCAACAAGUCAUGCAGCGUUGGGGGCCAAGAUGUUGCAUGCUUCAACAUCACCGUCAACAUGCAACACAGGACCAAAAACGUGUCGCGGAGUUUACCGAUGGUGUUUUCGAUCGACUUGGAUUCUAAGUACAGGAGAUUCGCCUUUGUGGAGGGUGAUGCUUAUCGGUUGAUCGUCCAGCAUGACGUAAGGAGUGUUACCGACAACAUGCUUUCGUUGUCCAAGGUGGCUUAUGUGAAGGAAGGUCGGCCUCGCCUGGACGUCCCGCUCCUGGUCAGCGCCAACGUCAGCCUCGCCCCCGUCAGCGAGCCUCCGCACAUCCCACCGGGUCGCAGUCAGGUCCCCAUCGUCCUCGACCUCCUGCGUCCCCCGGUGUUCGAGGCCCGAGCGAGGCUGGAGUGCGAGGAUAUCACCACCUGUUACUCGAAGCCCGACCUCAUCCUUGAGCCUAGGCCCAAGGAGCUGUUGAUUCAGGAGGGUAACAUGGAGAUCGAGGUCAUGCUUCAGGUACUCCAAGCCACAGCCUACUCGGUCACCCUCGAAGCCACGUAUCCAUCCGUUCUCACGUUCUCGCAUGUAUCCGGCACUCGCUUUCUGCCCAAGUGUCGCGAAUCUCUCUACGUAUCAGAGCGGACUCAAGCCAAGCAGAUCUGCACUUACAAUGAACUCGGAAAGAAUCUUAGGGUGAGCAUGUUCUUCCACUUCGAGUACAAUCCUCUGACCUUACUCGUCUACGAAGAGCGGCGCCUCAACGUGAGUUUUGUGGCUGCCAGUGAAAUCCCCGACAGGAAUGAAGAGGAUAAUUCCGUCACUCUCUCCGUGCCUGUUGUGUCUCGGGUCGACUUGUACACUGAGGGAGUCUCAGCCCCGGAUAAUGUGGAAGCCCGGAUUAACGAGACCCUCAGCCUCCGGGAGAUAGUGAACGUGUCUAAGGCAGCCAUCAACCGGACGCAGAUCGGGCCGGAGACCACGCACCGCUUCACCGUCACCAACAGGGGUCCGUCGCCGCUCUUGGCCGCUAAGAUAGAGAUCCGCGUGCCCCUCGAAGCGUCCAACGGCUGGCCUCUCCUGUACCUGGUGGAGAGCCCCGUCAUGUCCCCUUCGCUCACGUGCUCCUCCGUCCCGCUGAAUCCCAAGAAGUUUAAUCUCACUUCAGACAGAGGCAGGAACAACGACGCAUCCUUAGCACAGGGACAAAGUAGUCUCGCCACGCCCAUACCUACCAAGGCCGCGCCCACAGACACCGAGACCCCGCCCACACCUACAGAGACCCCGCCUCCGCCUACGAGCCAAGGGAGGUCGAAGCGCGAGGUGGGGAACCCGGCGGACGGCGACGAAGGCGGUGACGAGGACGACGACCCUGAAGGGACGACGCCGCCGCUCUCGCCUCCGACGUCGCUGCCAGACGAAGAUGAGGGCGCGAGGACCCCCGCUUCAGGAGACCAGAAUCAGCAGGCAAAGGCGUCAGUAUGAG
This is a messenger RNA of Penaeus chinensis, 3201 nucleotides long. RefSeq names its product integrin alpha-5-like. Gene Ontology annotation, biological process: cell adhesion mediated by integrin; integrin-mediated signaling pathway; cell-cell adhesion. Bases 222 to 3200 code for a protein of 992 amino acids. The transcript has 21 exons. Lineage: Eukaryota; Metazoa; Arthropoda; Malacostraca; Decapoda; Penaeidae. The record is from RefSeq and is a predicted model, not a curated record. Gene Ontology annotation, cellular component: integrin complex; external side of plasma membrane. Gene Ontology annotation, molecular function: integrin binding.